Pocillopora meandrina is the source of this 9314-nucleotide messenger RNA. Lineage: Eukaryota; Metazoa; Cnidaria; Anthozoa; Scleractinia; Pocilloporidae. The record is from the annotation of a GenBank genome assembly.
GCGCCUGAAGCUUUCAGUUUUGAAGAGAGUCGUUCGUGGCAUGGCGAGCACUUUAUAGUUAAAGCGAUGGUUAUAAGUUAAAAAUCAGCUUUGCAAAGCUCCAGGGACUUUGCGCGAUGGCCACCAGCAAAAUUGUGAAUGGUAUCGCAAGCCAGGCGGCCGAGGCGAAAAAGAGAAUGACGAAAGAGGACGACGAAGGGUAUACUCAUGAAGUUUAUCAAUAUUACGCGCAAAAUUCGCGAAAAUUUACGUGAAAAUAAUUUGUAAUUUAUUAUCGGCGUCUCAUAAGGGGUUAAGAAUUUCACAGGUCUUAAAUCUCGUGCUAGCCUGCUGGGUUGUAGUGUGUGUUUAAAUCAUUGUGACUGUGUACGUGUGUUGUUACGCUUCAUGCAACUCUUUAUGUGAAGUUGUUUCGAAUGCGUGGCGCCGUACCACUUUCUAGCUUUCUUGUCAACUUCCCCUUCUCUUUGUCUUCCGUUCACAGCAAACUCUUCGUGGGCGGACUCAGCUACGAAACCACUAAAGGUACCUUGAAUUUUUUACUUUCAAUUUUUUAAUUUUUUUUUCUACCAAAUGUGAAAAUACACAUCAGAGAAAGUUGUAUAUUUCUUAUGUCUGGGGAAACCAGGUGUCGAGGAGGUUGUUUACGACCUGCCGUUAAAACUCUUCUUCCAAUUUCAGAAACUUUGACGGAUUAUUUUAAUACUUUUGGUGAAGUUGUCGGUGUUGAAAUAAAAAUGGAUGCAUUGACGGGUCGCUCAAGGUUAGUUUUACCUUUACUUUGUAUUUUUACUAUUGUCAAUCGAAACUUCAGCUGAGCUCAUGUACUAGGCAAGUUUGUUAUAAUUUUAAACCGACAAUGUAUUCUUUUGUAGUCGAGCCCACGUGCUCGACAUCUCUCAGUUUACAUAUAUAAUGUAUGUAGGAAUCAGCUUUACUUUUCGCGGCUUCGUGUGACAAUACACGUUUUUCUUUUGUCUGGCUCUUGAAAUUUCAUAACGCUUCGGAGAAUGGCUGCUUAAAUUUUCACGAAUUUGUGAAAUAAAAGCAAUUGACCAAAUACAGUAAGGAAAUAGGCGACUGAUCGACGGGUUUUCUCUUUUGGUUUUAAACAAUUCAAGUAAAAAGAACAGUCCUAUAAAAGACCACCGGUGUCUAAUGUUCGAUAUAAACAACCCCCUGUAGCGAAAUAUUUUUCGCGGUCAUUUUGUAGCAUAAACAUUCGCACGACUUUGUAGAAGCACGCCAUAAGCGCAUAAGGAAAUUAAUGGAUGAUUCAAGAGGACUCGAGAAAGGCGCCAGCAAUUGUUGUUUUGACUGACAGAAUUUCUAAAUCUAUAUUCUAUGGCUUGCGCCUGCUGAUGUUAGGCGAAACUCAGCUAAAUUUACAAUAUGUUUGUGAACGGGAAACAUAUUAUAAAUGGUCGUUGAACUGUAAAAGUUCAUUCUUAAUCUUUUAAUGGUGUUCUUUGCUCGCGCUUUCGUGUAAUUGACACUUGUCAGUGAAUUCGAACUCUUAUUGUUUGUUUUCUCUCAUUUCAGAGGGUUCGCAUUUGUACAAUUUAAGGAUCCGAAACAAGCAAACGCGGUACGGUGUAAACUCUAUCAUAACUUAGGCCAUAAAUAGCUCAUAAAGUAUGAGGUACUGUACUUUAGAAUUUAGUCCUUUGCACUAUUAUAUUCCCUAACAAUGCCUGCGUCAAGGACUCUGUUUCUAAUGGCUUAAGUUUAUUAUCCAACUAUCCGGAAAAACGGUGAGCAGGUUCAUUCUUUAGACAUUUGACUACCAGAGCCUCAGUGGUUACUGCUGAAUGGAACAUAACAACAGUAUUUUUAAGUACCGACUGACCAGUCAUUUCUUGACAAGAUAUCACACUAUAUAUUGGGUAACAAGCUCUGUCACAGAUGGUUGCAGAUCUAUAACCCGUUAACCAAUCAGACAAUUCUAUUGCGGACAUUAUAUUGCAUCUUGAAUGUGUUUAACAAUGAUUUAGCAGAAUUUAGCAGAAGUUUAUUCCCUCAGAUGUAAAGUCUUGAUCCAAACUGUAAACUGAUGAAUGCUAGUAAAUGCAAUAAAGUUCAUUCAUGAAUGCGAAAAACAUUUGCCAUCGUUUUCGAGGGGCAAAGUGCUAUAAUUGGUUGCAUGACAUGAGAGAAAAACAAGCUGAACUGCCAUAUUAAUAAAUAUGAGGUUUUGUAUUCCACAUGUUCAAAGUGCACUUAUUUAGAUCUCGUGAUGUUUUUUUUAACUUUCUUUUUCUUUGGUAAACUGUCUCAAUUAAGGAGCAGGUGAUGUUUUAGCUAAAUUACCAUAGGGCAAAUUAACAAGUUGAGCCCAUAAAAAUAGUGUCUGUUUACCCUGUGGCUAUCUAAAAUGUCUUGUUGUGACUUAGGAGUGAUUAAAAGUUGAUUUUAAUGACGAAAAUUUGAUGCCCACUUUUGUGAUAAACAGGAAGUGCUGGCAAAGGUUGCAUGAUAAGGAAGUUGGUGACAUGAAAAAUAUUGUGCUCAAUACUGAAUGAGACUUUUCUAAUCUAGUAUGAUUUAUAACAAAGCUGUUUGUCUUUACCAUUAAUGCUGAGUGUGAUUUUUUGUUAAGACUUGUAUUUUUUUGGUUCCAUCGUAUAGUUUUUGAAGUGGUAAUUAGAAUAAGAAAUCCACUGGUAAGAAUCAACAGCCAUGGCCCAUGUAUUUGUGUUGGGUAAAUUGCAUGUUUUUAUUGGUGGUAGAAAGCAAGAACACAAAUUGAAGUUCAAGUGGUGUUUUUGUAUGCUGUUAACUAGAGACCGAAUUUAGUUAUUGAAAGGUUAACCUUCUAUUCUUGUAAGUGAAGGGUCUCUUUAUACAAGUUAGCUGCUUAGUUUUUAAAUCUCACCCCACAGCUCCCUAAUUUGGACAAAUUAUUGUUUUUUCACGCAAGAAGGAGAUUGAGCUAAUGAAGCAGAUUCCUAUGACUAGCCUUGAAAUAUUCCUUUGACAUGUGAACUCUAUAGGUGGAUUAUAGCAUCGAAACUCAAAUUUAUUCCUUGUUCAUUAGGAAACUGAGCUUAAACUUCUUUUGUUACCUGUAAUUAGGCUGACGUCUCUGUGUGUUGACUGAGGACUAAGAUAAAGAUGCCAGUGAGAGAGUUAUUUUCGCUCUUUCAUGAAAGAUAUUUUUGUGUCUAUCGUGUGGUACUUCAUUUGCUGGUAGUGAUUUUUAGAUGCCUUGAGAACUUAGGGCAAUAGAAGUUACCACUGUAAGACUUUGAGGUUGAAUUACAAUUGAAUGAACAAAACAAAGAUGUUUAUUCUAAUGUACCACCUUCUCGAAUUUUCGUGUUUGUCGAUCUUGGAAAUCCAUCAAAAUUUCAAUGUAUAUGUGCUCUGAUGCAUGAUUUAAUUUAUUUCAGUGAUUGUAUCAUUUUGAUUUCAAGACAAUUUUGUGGAAUGAAAGUGAAUGAUGAACUUAAAAUUGCAUUUAGUCUAUCGUCAAAUACUAAAUUAUCAUCUUAUUAUCCGCCAAAUUGUUAUAAUUUUGUGCUUGCAAUUGCAUGAUCAGUUCCAUCAAGUUAAGUACCAUUGUUUUGAUUGGGUGGUGUUGAUCAGUUCUCAGUGUAGAAGGUUUCCUUUAGCUACUAUAUCAAGCUUCUUCGACAUUUUGAUUAAUGCCUCUCUCGUGAUCAAGGUUGGAAUCUUGCCACUAACUUUCAGUUAGGUUACUAGUUGCUUGAGUCUUUUACUUUAGUGGUAUUUAGAAUUCAAAUAGCCAUGAUAUGUUUCAGCCCAAAAAAUGUAAUUUUCAUCUGGUUUGAGAUUGGGUAUGGUAAGACUGAGGUGAAUUUAGACGCCUUUCCUUAAGUCAUGAAAACAAUAGACGCUCCAGCUAUGAUAGUAUUCUCAGACAUAUUUCUUGUUAUGUUAUCAUUUGGUGCAUUUUUCUUCCUAUUCAAGAGAUUAAAGUCUUUGAUAGCAUUUCUCUACAAGAAUCCAAGAUCAGUUAUUAUCAUUUUUGUAUAGGAAAAAAAAGUAUAUAUCCAAAAAUGGACUCUCUGAAAACCACCCAACAAUAUUAGCAGUGUCCCAGCAACAAAAAAUGUCAGCAAAAACAACCUCCAAGUUUUUAUUAGAUUUCAAUCUUGAAGAUUACCUCAGAGAAAUUGCAAUUAAAACCCCUAAUUAAGAAUCCCAUGAGCUCUUGUCAGCUUAUUCUGGCAGAAGAAAAAAGGGGAAAAGAGAGUUUGAAAUAAAUUGCAUUAGCAAAAAUCAUUCCUCGUGAUUUCUGUAGUCAUUUCCGUAUGUCUGGAUAUACUGUCUCUGUCCUUGAAAACCUCUUGACUACCCAUGGAACCCUGCCAAUCGGAUGAUCAUCAGCCAGGCUAAGAAGGCAACUGUUGAUCACCCUUUGGAUCCUUGGAAACCCUGGAGGCCUCUGUCCAGAUGCUGAUAAUUUGACAUGUGCAGAGCAACAGCAUACCAUGUUUACAGGCGGACUUUAUCAGAUUUCUUACCAGACAAGAGUUGGUUGCUGUUAAAGUUUUCUUGCUUUUGUCUAAUUGAUUCAUGCUGUAAAAUGGCAGCGAUAUAUUUACAACUUAACAAGUCUAGUCCAUUGUGUUUGAUAAUGUUUUUCCCAAGUUACUGCUGACAAAGUUCACUCUGCUCUGAAAUGCUUUGGAUCAUGUAUCACGUAUCACAUAUCCAAAGUAUCAGGAUUUGGACAUGAUGCAAUGAAUCCACCUUCAACAAGAUCAUUUGUAUUAAUAAUCUGUUUGUGGAUUUUUGUCAAGAAAUGUCUUUUUUCGGAUUUGAAGAUCCAGAUUUGGAUUUAAGUAAAGACAUGCACUCUUGCUAUGACCUGAUAUUGACUGUGUACAAAUUUACAAUUUCCUUGUGCAUGAUAUUGUCUUGCUUUGUUUUUUGCAAUCAAUAUUCUGCUUGUACAUUGCUGUGUCCAGAGUAGAAGAUUGAUGUGUUAAAUAUAGACACUAUGGCAGUGUGGAAGAGUAAUAUUCUUCUCAACUGCCAUAGUCUUGGCAAACUGAUGGAAGUUAACCCUUAGUUGUUGGAAUUUCAGGUCUUGCAGCAUGGAGGUCCACAUUUAUUAGAUGGGAAAACAGUAAGUCUACCUAAAAGCUUUGAACAAAGCUGUGGUUACUCAUUGUCAUUUUCAAUUGUACAUCAAGGAGGUGUUUAUCGAAAUGCCAAGAUAUUAAUAAACAAACUCUCCCACUGCUUCUCUUUUGGGAGGGUUGUGGGGUGGAGGGACAGUAAAAACGCUGAACAAUGUAGCAAGAAUCACAGAUUAGAUUGAGUUUGCAAUGUCACAUUCUGCGACAAUAAAUCUGUAUUAUUUUCAACUUAGAGGCAUUUGGUGUCCACAUACAUGUAGGGUGGAUAUGAUUUAGUGAAGAAAUUUGGUUUUUCGAUUGAUGACUUCCAUUGAAUAUUUUUGUUACUUCCCCACCAGGUUGAUCCCAAGCCAGCAGCACCUAUAAAUAAGGUUAGUGUGUAAAGAUAUUAGAAACAGGGAGUGUAAACCUCCACCAGGAGAAAAACUUUACCAAAUGAUGCACUACUAGAUGUUUUAUAGAGUUGUUAAACUAACUACAAAUUUUAUACGAAACACAACAGAUUUGUUCAGGCUGUAACCACUUGAAUGAAUGUUCAUCAACUUUCUUGAUGGGUUCUCUCUCCCACCAACAGUUUUAUAAGCAAAGUUGCUAUAUUUGCACUUGCUCUUAAUCACCACUUACCCUUUUAAACUCUAAGAGUGACCAGAAUCUAAUUUCUCCUCACAGUAGUCACUCACUAAGAUCAUGAGAAUAAAGGAAAUGAUCACCAGUCUAAGCAGCUUUGAUUAAUAAACAAACUCUCCUUGUCAGUACUAAAGGAAAUGUAUAGAGAAGAGUUUAGAGACUAUGGAUAGUGGUAUGGGGAAUCUUGUGAGCAGAGUAGAAGUUUUAUCAUUCAAAUAGAUCAAUGUAUAACACCCCCCUACAUUACAUGCCACCGCAGAGAAAUGUGUUUAACUGGGAAGGGACAAAAAUUCUUAAGUAUCCACUUUAGCUAGGAACACUAUUUCUUCUCCCUGAUGUUGUCCCCCUCCAUGGUACUCUGAUGAUAUGGGGUGAAUUUGUGUGUGAUCCUAUUAUUAUAAUUAUAGUAAUUGCAAUUGAAGCCUUCCCUAACAUAGUGAUCUUCCAUUUUCAGCCACCUCAUUUGAGAGUAAAGAAAAUUUUUGUGGGAGGACUAAAACCAGAGACCACUGAUCAACAGAUUAGAGACUAUUUUGGAUCAACUUAUGCACCGGUAAGGAUGUAGGGCGAGGAGAUUGAUCAAUUGGUCCAUCUGGCACAAGCAGACUUCUCUUUUGAGAAAUAUGACAACUUCUCCUGCCCACUUGCACAAUUGACAAGCCCAAGAUAACUUUAGUGUCAGUAACUGUAAUGGUCAGCAUUCUCCCUUAUUUUAAGCCAGACAGGCAGAAUAAAUUUUUGGACUGGUAGAGUAAUCCUUUCACCCGCUGGUUUUUCAAGAAUUUCAAGCUAUUUUAGGCAGUAAUAAGAGGUACUGCAGGUGGUAAAUUUAGUUGGUUACCACCUGAAAAGGAGAACACUGAAUAGUGCUAGCUCCUUUAGGGAUUUUGACAACAUUUCACAGAGUGAACCUGCAUCUUCAUGUAACAAGAAUGUUGCAGAUUAUUUGGCUAGCUUACUGAGAUAAUGAAAGGGUGUGGCAGGGUUGAAAGGGGGGAGGGGUGCCUUGGCUAUUUUGCACUGCAUGAGGAGAUGAUGGUGUGAGACAGAGACAAAAUUAAUGGGAGCAAUGCUGAUGUAGUCUUAAAAAGUGUCCUGCAUCAAUUCUGAAGGCAGGUUACAAUGAAGGACAGUUCCAGUUAAAACAUCUUGAAUGUUUGGGAAACUUUCACUUGCAACAAUCUUGAACUUUACACUUUAAGUUGAUUGAUUGUUUCUUGAUUUUAGGUUAGAGACAUAGAAUAUGUCACAGAACAUUUAACCCAAAAGAGACGAGGUAUGCAGUUAGAUAGUUCAAGAGCAUUGACUUAACCCUUUAACUCCCAAGAUCUGAUUGUCAAUUCUCCCCUCCAGCUGUUACACAUUUCCAUGUAAAUUAGUUUUGAGAAUUUGUUGUAAGAUCAAGGCAACUGAUUCUACCUGAUAAGUUUGAGUAUUCUCAUAACCUUUUUGCUGAAAAAUGUACAAGUAUUUUAGGACGAAGAUACAUGUCAAUCACUUCUGGGAGCUAAAUGGUCAACUCACUAACCCCUAAGAGUGACCAAUGUCUAAUUUCUACACACAGUAUCACCCCCUGAAUCAAAAAUUAAGGUCACAAGAGUAGGAAAGUAUCACUUACUAAAGAAGCUCUUGGUUGUCAAACAAAUUCUCCCUGUCAACAUGUCAGGAAAUUGUGGAGAACAUUAUGGAGAAUAUGCCUUCUGAUGUUAGGAUGUAAAGUGUUAAGUGUAUAUUUACCCAAUUGCUCCUGCUCUAAGCUAAAAACGUAAGAGUCACACGUUAUAAAAAUUGUGUUAGAGAUAAAGUUCUGGUUGCAGGAAAGACUAGAGAUUAAAUACCCCAUGUUCAAGGUAUUUGAAUUACAUGACAGGCUUUAGUACCAACAGGACAGGCUUGCUUAAAACUUGGAUAACUCAGAAAGAGACCAAAAAAGUUUUCAAAAGAAAAAGGAACAAAAAAAUUAAACAAAUUUGUAUUUGCCAUGGUAUUCCAAUAAGCAAUAGCUUAGACCACAGCAUUUUUCAUUACACUCUCAUUUGUCUAAUGUAGUAAUUUUCUUUAAUCUUUUCUUUUAGGUUUCUGUUUUGUUUCCUUUGAUUCAGAAGACACAGUAGACAAGAUUUGUGAAUUACAGUUCCAUCAUAUUGAUGGUAAUAAGGUGAGCUUGCACUGGGUAAGAAGCGUUGAUAAUGUAAAUUGUUUAGCCCAUCCCAGAGUGAAGAGUGAAUUUAUCCAUUUGUUAUUUUGUGAUUAAGGUUGAAGUAAAAAGAGCUCUUCCAAAAGAAGUUCAACAGCAGCAAGCUGCACUUCGUGCUGCAGUGGCAGGGAGAGGAAUGAUCCCAGCAAUUGGUGAGCCCAGAAUGUUUUCACCUUGAAUUAUUUGUUCUUGCAUUUGAUGGUCAAUAAUUUGGCUUUAUUCUUUUUUAUACAUUGUUUAGUGGGACAAGACUGAGCUUAGGAUAGAGUGUUGUUAAUAAAGUAAUGUCCACUCAAAUUCCACUCAGUUCCUUGCAGAAAUUUUGAAAUUUGUGUUUAUAUUAUGUGAAUUUUACUGUUCCAUUGCAGCCACAGCUUUUGGAGUUGUGCCUGGAAGAGGAAGACCAGCUGCAGGUAUAAGCAGAGGUAAGGCUUUUUACAGUGCACUGUAUGUAUACUCCAACCAACAGCACACAGCAAUCAAAGGGUCAAUAUAAUGGAGGAGUCAUUUUCUUUUCAUGACCUUGCAACAUCUUAUGGGCCAUAGAAAAAACAUGUUAUAUGUUCGCGUCCAGCUGGCUUCUCUUUUUAUCCAUACUGUUCUUUAUGCACUUCUUAUGGAACUGACUGAGAUAAUCUAGAGAAAAAUCAAGAGCCUUUUUUUGAGACCAUCUCCUUUAUUCUCAUUAGCUUAGUGUUUGAUUCAUCAGUGAUACCAUAGUGAAAGAUUAGGUGCUAGUAACCCUGAGGUUUAUCCCUUUACACCCUAACAACAGUAGGCAUAUUCUCCAUACUGUUCUCUAUACAAGUCCUUAGGAGCUGACAAGGAGAAUUGUUUAACAAUCAAUAGCCUCUAAAGUUGAUGAUCAUUUCCUUUAUUCUCAUAACCUUGAUAUUCAGGGGGGUGAUAUUAUAAGGAAAAAUAAGAUGUGAAUCACUCCUAGAGGUCAAAGGGUUAAGGGUUAAAAAAAAGCUUUGAACCUUUUUAAUCUUACUCUCCGGAAGGUUAUUUUAUCAAAUCUACGGCAAUACAUUUCAUCUCACAUUGUGGUUUUAAAUUCUGGUGUUCAAGGUCCAUUCCGUGCUGGUACGGCGGCUGGAACUGCUGGGCUUAGUCUCACAGCUGCUGCUGCUGCUUAUAACCCUACAUAUGCUGCAGCUGCCCUUUAUGGAGCACUUGGCACAGGUGCAGCCUAUGACACUGUCUACCCUACUUCCUAUGGUGGUAUACCGGGCUACCCAGGGUACUCCCCUGCAACGUUUCCCACCGCAGCCACAGGGUACCCCAGUGGGUAUGAAUUACAUCUCGGAGCCAGCAGAGAUGCACGAUAUCCAGGUAUGCAGGGAGUUCAGAGUAAAGAAGUGUUGAAUGCACAAUGA